This is a messenger RNA of Anastrepha ludens (Mexican fruit fly), 5633 nucleotides long. Its product is annotated as sodium-coupled monocarboxylate transporter 1. Gene Ontology annotation, biological process: transmembrane transport; sodium ion transport. The transcript is spliced from 14 exons. The record is from RefSeq and is a predicted model, not a curated record. Gene Ontology annotation, cellular component: membrane. Bases 1460 to 3508 code for a protein of 682 amino acids. Gene Ontology annotation, molecular function: symporter activity. NCBI's taxonomy places the organism in Eukaryota, Metazoa, Arthropoda, Insecta, Diptera, Tephritidae.
CCUUCCCGUUGUGCGGACAUCCAUCCAUAAAAGCUCGUCAUAGCCGAAGGAGGAAUUCAAAAAUGAACAGGCGAACGAAAUGCGCAGCGGGAGCACUACAAAAAGGCAUGCACAGCAUCAGCAACAACAAGCAUGUUUGUAUGUUUGUGUGUAUGUAGACAAACAAUCAAGUACCAAUGAUAGCAAUGAUUCGCUCUCCGCUGUGGUCAGAUCUCAGCUAAAACGAUCCGAUCAGCUACAUAUGUAGUCAAAUUUGAACCUUUGGCGCUGCCGCAAGUUGGUUAUUCAGUGCUAUUGGUGCUGGCUAUUGUUCACUUCACUAAGUACAAGCCAAAUCUCGACACAACGCUUGAAGCGCGGCGUAGUUUGCACGCUUCGGUCAAAUCGCGAAUUGUGCCAACAUUGUGCGGUUAGUUUGUGAAACGCUGCGAGACGCGCUACAAUCGUAACACUUCGAGCUACUAUAUAAGUACAUAUGUAUGUGUGUAGCUUACAAAAUUGCUGGGAAAACUCAAAAAUGUGUGAAAAUAAUUGAAAAGCUUGCUUUAAAAGUGGUGAACUUGUUUUUAAUAUUAUGUGCAUGUGUGUGCGUGUAAAAAGUACUUUUCCGUUAUAAAACUUAAAUGUCAAAACAUUCGUACAAAUUAUGGUGCAUUGGAGCUAAAUAUUGAAUAAUCCAAGUUAUGUAUCAGCAAUUUGUGAGAUCUUGAAAUAUAUCGCACGUUUGAAGAACGCAAAAAAAAUAAUAUCCAAAAUAUAAAAGCAAAAACGAAAUGCUAUGACGAACAGCGUGAAGAAAAAGUGUCGAGAGUAAUAAAAUAAAAACUGCGAAUUAAAGGAAUUUAACAACAUUUUCAAACUCAAAGAAGUGUUAAGAAUUCACACAGUAGUGUAAAGUAAAAACGUUUUGAUUUGCAUUCACGCUGUGCCUCUCAGAGCCGCCAACAUUUUAUCGAUAGCCUGUCCCGCUUCGCUGCCCAUUUGAACUGAUAAUUUGAAAAAAACAACAACAACAGGUUCCAUAACGAAUAAACGCAAACUAUUUAUUGAAAGUCAUUAAAGUGACGAAACUGGCUAAAGGAAGAAAUCUCACAAUUUGUAUGCUAUUAAUAUUAUAUAAAUUGAUUAAAUUAACUAUUAAGCGACGGCAUAUUAGACAAUUUACUACAACACAAGAACAAAGUUAAGCAAUUAAGCCAGAGGAAUCAGUGUGAGAAGAACAACGAAAGCUACCUUAAUACAUACGUAAAAUAUUUAUAUGUAUAGUCGUAUAUAUUUUGAUGCACUCUCAUGAAACUACACUUCCACUACAAAGACACAGAAAAAGUUUAUAAAAACAACAACUUCAUUAUCGAACGUAAGCAGAUCAGCCAUAAUCAAAUUACAACGGAUAUCGUUACGUGUUAAAGGUUCCUAUAAUUAUUAAAGCAACAAACCGAAAGCAACAACAACAACAAAAAUGGCUAAAGAGCUACAUACACUUGGUUGGGACUACUUCAUGUUUGUAUUAUUCAUUCUAAUUACCGUCUUUGGCCCACUUUGGAAACGGAUUUUUGGCAAGAAAAAAGAACGCAGCAAGGCUGAUUAUGUUUUUGCCACAGGUGGCAUAUCCAUUGUGGCAAUUAUGUUAUCAAUUGCACGUGGCACGCUGGGCGUACGCACGGUACUGGGUUAUCCCAGUGAGCUGUUCUACCGCGGCUCGGCAAUGUGGGAGAUUAUCUACGGAAUGGUCAGCGCGUAUCCCAUUGUGUGCUUCGUUUUUGUGCCAGUUUAUUUUAAUCUGGGCAUAACGUCCGUCUACCAGUAUAUAGAUUUAAGAUUUAAGAGUCGACUGGUGCGCUGCCUGGCUUCCGCUACCUACAUUGUGAGGCAAAUAUGCAAUCUGGGCAUUACCGUUUACACUCCCAGCGUCGCGUUGUCGACCGUAAUUGGCAUUCCCUAUUGGGCAUCCAUUGUGGGCAUGGCUGUGAUUUGCAUAUUUUUCACCAUCAUGGGUGGGCUAAAGGCAGCAAUCAACGCUGAUGUCAUACAAACGGCAACGGUGAUUGUGGUGACAUUAGCAGUUAUUGUGAAAGGUCUCAUGGCGAGUGGUGGCGCGCAACACGUUUACGAAGUGAAUCGAGAUCAUGGUCGUUUAAAAUUCUUCAGCGUCUCUGGCGAUAUGACUGUGCGUGUGGACACGCUCUCCGCCUGGCUGGGUCAGUUAUUCAUGUCUUUGUCACAAUUUGGCUGUCAGCAGAACUUCAUGCAACGAUACGUCUCGCUGAAGUCCAUGAGUCAGGUGCGCCGGGUAAUGAUGACAAAUAUACCCAUCGUCUUUGUAUUCUUUUCACUCUCCUGGAUAUCGGGCAUGGUUAUCUAUGCAACCUAUGUGAACUGUGAUCCCUACGCUGAGGGCUAUAUACGUAAACCCGAUGAGAUUUUACCCUUCUUUGUGGAGGAUCAAUUGGCGGUGAUUCCCGGCUUCGUGGGCAUCUUCAUGGCAAUGCUCUUCAAUGGGGCCUUGUGCAUGAUGGUCUCGAAUUUAAAUUCAUUAGCCACCGUUUGCUGGGAGGAUUUCAUCUCACAACUGCCACAAUUCAAGGGGCUCAGCGAUAAGCAACAGCUUUUCAUCCUCAAAGUCAUAACCGUUAUUUGUGGCUUAAUCAUCAUGGGUGUCGCUUUUGGCGUAGGCCUACUGUCGGGAGUAAUUGAAUCAUCGUUAUUGGCAUUUUCGGCCACAUCUGGUCCAUUAUUGGGCUGCUUUAUGCUGGCUAUGUUGGUGCCGAUUGCUAAUUGGAAGGGUACUUCAGCUGGCAUGAUUUCGUCUUGCGCUUUCGUGCUUUGGAUUAUCACUGGCAGCGCUACAGUCGACAAGAGUGGUCAGAAUCCUUUCCUGCCCACAUCCACAGAGGGCUGCACAAACACAACUUUCUCACAAUCAAUCACAAAACCUAAUGAACUCGGAGCAGCGUGGCUACUUUCGCAUUCGCUUGUCAACGAUACUGCACCUCUACAGCAAACCAUCGUAGCACCUGAACGCACCCCAUUGGAGACCUUCUACUCCGUGAGCUACAUGUACUACAGUUUGCUCGGAGCUGUAAUUACUGUCGGUGUUGGCAUUAUAAUCAGCUACCUCACACGCGAUCCAAAGGAUGCUUACGACGCCAAACUCUUGCAUCCAGUCAUAUUGCGUUGGUGCGAAAGUUUUCCCGGUGAUAAACCGUACAUAAUAGGUGAGGCCACCAGCGAUUUGACAACGGUGGAUAAAGGAAAAGGUGCAAACGUAAAUCACGGAUUUGAUGUUCAAAAUGACGCCAACGCCAUCAUAGGCACCACCAAUGAAAAACAGAAGCACAACCCAAUAGAGGUUAUGUUUACCAACGGACAAAGUGACCACAAAAAUGACAACACUGCUGACCGUUGCAUAGCCACCGGCAACCUGGCAAGGGCGGCCGAAUUGUAUACACCCCCCAGUGGCGGCGAGAAUGGCACCUACCGUCAGUUCAAAGAAAAGGAAUCGGUGUGAUAUACUAAAACGAACGCACUGAGUGUGUGACCAUUGAUAUUCACAUCAUAGCGACUUAAGCAAAUUUACUUAAUACCUUAAUUAAUUUUGGCCUUCGCUAAUAUACGAACUUUAGUGUUAGUAAUGGUUAAGUCUGAAAGUUACAAAUAACUUAAAAGAUUCUAAACUAACUGUUAGUCGUAAUUCUACAUUUGUACUACAAAUACCAUAAAAUAUUUGAAUGCAAACGUAUGUUUAAAAACUUAGUUAGCUAAGUCAUUUUAAAUGGAUGGCGAUAAGUGUGCGAAACGAUGAUGAAGACACUGUGAUCAUUAAUUAAAUUGACUACCUACAUAUACUGAGCAAUUCAAACUACAUACAUAUAUAUGUAUGUAUGUACAUGCUCACUACAUAUACAUUUAAUUAUGUAGUUAAACGUUCAUAAGUAUUAUCGGAGUAAAAACAAUUUAAUAUGUUCAUAUGUAAAUUCAUUAGGGCGGAUCAAUUUUUUUAACAUCAUUCCUAGCAAAUUCAGAUUAUGCAUAGAAUAAGAAAAAAAACCACUAGACCAUAGCUCUAAAGCCACUUUUGAGCCCCGAAAAUUUUAAAGGAAGCUCACCCCUCGGCAGGCAAUGGCACACCUCCGAGUGUAUUUCUGUCAUAAAAAAGCUCCGCAUAAAAAUAUCUGCCUUUCGAAGUCGGCUUAAAACUGUAAGUCCCUCCAUUUGUGGAACAAUACCAACACACACGCGACAAAUAGGAGGAGAAGCUCGGCCAAACACCCAAAAAAGGGUGUAAGCGCCAAUUAUAUAUUUUAUUUUUAUAUUUAAUUAAUAGGAAGCUAAUAUGGAGACUAAUAUUUACUUUAGUACUAUGACAGUUACUUUUUUUUUUUUUUUGUUUUGUUUUUUUGUUUAAUACAAAAUUGUACUUGGAAUUUUUUUGUUACGAAGAAUUUACUUUGUAUAUAAAUUUUUGGCGCUAACUAUUAAAAUUUUUUUCUUGUGAUUUUUUUGCGUGGUUCGAUUUAAAUUAAAUGAAAAAUGCUUCGAUAAAAAAUUAGAUUAAAAAAGAGUUUUUUGUUACGAAGAAUUUACUUUGUAUAUAAAAUUUUUAUUUCAAAAACCUCAAGAUGGCGCUAACUAUUAAAAGUUUUUUUUUUUCUUGUGAUUUUCUGCAGGCUUUUGGUCGAUUUAAAAUGAAGAAUGGUUCGAUAAAAAAUAAGAUUAAAAAAUAUAUAAAAAUACAAUUUACUUUGUAGCGCGAUCUUGCGAUUCUUUAAAUGGAAAACUAUAUGUCCAAAAUACAUUUUUUUCGUUGCAUACGAUGACGAGCUUUAUAUGGAAGAAAAUUCCCAACAUCGUGUAUAAAAAAAUAUCCAAUAUCAAUGCGAUUGUUAAGCGGUUUUGAAUGUUCACUUUAUUGUAUUAGAAUUGAAAAAGUUUUCUAAAAGUUUGUAUGAGAUAAAACAAAUGUUGAUGACAAUUUCUUGAAAUUUGUUUAAUUUCUAAAUUUCGCAGUAAGUUGAAACUUUUAUUUAUAAGAUUUUUUGUAUCAAAAAUCAAAAAAAAAAAAUUUAUUGCGAAAAUUGUAAAUAGAUUAAGUGACUUAGUUUUGUGAGCGCAAAUGUAGCAUGUCUCUGAAUUUGUGGUGAUCGAAAUUGGCAUUGCAUUAUUGGGCUUUCUUUCUUAGAACGAUGUCGAACAAAAUAAUUCGUUACAAAUUGACCCGCCGUAAUGUAAAUACAGACAUGCAUACAAACAUACAUGCAAUCCGAAUAUGGUUAUUUAUUAAUAUUAUAUAAACCGUUAUACAUAUAUACCAUGUAAGUAUGUAUUCAUGCAUUAGAAAUAAGAUUUCGGAAAUAAAAUGUAUAUUAUUUUUUUAUCCUUAAACAAAAGUCAUUUGUACAUUUUUUGAAGGACUUUAAGUACAUAUGUAUACAUGUGCACACAUACAAAUUUACGCAUAUAUGAAUUGCAAAGACAAAUAUUACUAUAAAUACAUAUAUAUAGGUAUAUAAGUACAUGAAGCUUAUGUAUUAAAAAAAAUCAUACUCAAGUAAAUAAAUUAAGUUGUAAGGCAAAGCCUGAUUUGAAGAAUAAAUAAAAGGAAUUGGAAUUCAUUUAAGAAAUGAGGAAAUUAG